Molecule: messenger RNA, 2073 nt
Organism: Tyto alba (common barn owl)
Lineage: Eukaryota; Metazoa; Chordata; Aves; Strigiformes; Tytonidae
Exons: 16
Coding region: 1-2073 (690 amino acids)
Cellular component (GO): centrosome
Source: RefSeq, a predicted model, not a curated record
AUGGCUUCUGCAGCCCCUGGCUGGUCAAGGGAGCAGCUGCUGAGCCCCCGAGGCGGGGGCACCCUCUUGCUGAGGCUCCUCUCCUGCCAAACUCGGCUUGCAUUCGAGAUCCCCCACCAAACAUCGGUCCCCACGAUUUCUCUGAAGCCCACGAGAGAUCUGGCGCCCUGGGGCGGGGGUGCCCGCAGAGUGAGUGUGCUGGAUCCAGUGUUCCUGGCUCAGCGGAGGGUUUCUCUAGCCAGACAGCAGGUGAAGGAAGGCGAACAGGCUACAGCCAAGGAAGCUGGCCCAGGCAGAUUCCUGCCAGUAAUCCAGCAGAAUUCCAAGGAGGACCUGACGCAGGCCAGACCUCCAGGCUGCCCAGACUUGCAGCUCCCUGCAUGUGCCGCGCAGCCCUCAGGAAUGGGAACGGGCUCCCUCCGCGCGGAGAGGGCAGGGAAACGGCACCAGGUGCUGAUGGCAUCCAGGCGCAAAGAGGUGGAAGCGGAAGUGUGGCACCAAUACCAUGCCAAGAGAGCGGGGCAGCACAUGGAGCGAGGCCAGACCUCCUGCCGCCACCUGUUCGAGGAUCCCUAUCGCCCUCCCCACCUCCUGAGAAAGGCCUACGCCGAGAAGCUGAAGGAGAGGCUACAGGAGAAGGAGAGCUGCCAGAGGCCUGCGAGGCAGAUGGCGUCCGAGGGGGCGGGCAGGGCUGCACCCCCCGCAGACAGCGUGGGAAGUGGAAAGCAGCAGCUGAACAGGGUCCUGUUAAAGACAGGUGAGCUCAGGGGCCUGUUGCCCACUGUGACCAACACCUCACCCCUGGGAAAAAUGGCGGUGGAGAUCGGAAUUGGGACAUUUGCAAUUGUCCCGGUGCAUGCCACGGUGGGAGAGGACGAGGUUUUGCCUGUUGAGAGACCUGUGUUCCAGCUGAGCAGGUUUCUGAAGAAAUUCUACAGCCUCAAGCACGCAAAGACCCAAAUUCCUGACAAGACCCAGUUUGUUCAGCUGGACUUUAAGCAGAUUGCUGCAGAAACCCACUUCCGCCCGGAAAUCGUGGAGCAGUGCGUACACGAGACCCUGCUUCUCUUCGCCGAGGCCCUCCAAGAAAACAAGGAGGUGGAACUCUCCUUCAAGGGCAUCGGCAUCCUUGCUGUGCGAAAAAAAGUGGUCAGCAUGACCUUCUUGGACGAGUGCCUGCUGGAGCUGGAUGGGACAGGGAACAUGCUGGCAGCUCUUCUCGGGGACCCUAAGAUGAUGAGGAUCGUGGCCUUCGCGGGCAAAAACGAUUUUAGUCGUCGCAGUCGAGACACGGUCAUCACGCUGCCAAGGCUUGCAUUUGAGAUCCCCCACCAAACAUCGGUCCCCACGAUUUCUCUGAAGCCCACGAGAGAUCUGGCGCCCUGGGGCGGGGGUGCCCGCAGAGUGAGUGUGCUGGAUCCAGUGUUCCUGGCUCAGCGGAGGGUUUCUCUAGCCAGACAGCAGGUGAAGGAAGGCGAACAGGCUACAGCCAAGGAAGCUGGCCCAGGCAGAUUCCUGCCAGUAAUCCAGCAGAAUUCCAAGGAGGACCUGACGCAGGCCAGACCUCCAGGCUGCCCAGACUUGCAGCUCCCUGCAUGUGCCGCGCAGCCCUCAGGAAUGGGAACGGGCUCCCUCCGCGCGGAGAGGGCAGGGAAACGGCACCAGGUGCUGAUGGCAUCCAGGCGCAAAGAGGUGGAAGCGGAAGUGUGGCACCAAUACCAUGCCAAGAGAGCGGGGCAGCACAUGGAGCGAGGCCAGACCUCCUGCCGCCACCUGUUCGAGGAUCCCUAUCGCCCUCCCCACCUCCUGAGAAAGGCCUACGCCGAGAAGCUGAAGGAGAGGCUACAGGAGAAGGAGAGCUGCCAGAGGCCUGCGAGGCAGAUGGCGUCCGAGGGGCGGGCAGGCUGCACCCCCCGCAGACAGCGUGGGAAGUACUGGUUGGGGCACGAGGGCCCACGAGACGCCACCCGGAGCAGCGGGCUGGGCUCGGCCGCUCCUCUGAGAGCUACGGGCCUGAGCCCGGCGCUGGGGCGCUGGGGCGCUGGGGGCCCUUCUCCCCGGCCACAGAGCUGA